Messenger RNA from Pogonomyrmex barbatus (red harvester ant), 1293 nucleotides. RefSeq lists its product as uncharacterized. Gene Ontology annotation, molecular function: flavin adenine dinucleotide binding; N,N-dimethylaniline monooxygenase activity; NADP binding. Lineage: Eukaryota; Metazoa; Arthropoda; Insecta; Hymenoptera; Formicidae. The record is from RefSeq and is a predicted model, not a curated record.
CAAAUCUGUUGCCAGUCUGAUGACAUUCUGCUAACAUUUUGCUGAUUGGUAUACAUGAAUUAUGUGUAGAUGGCAAAUCAAGAGAAAAAAAUUAAGGUAUGCGUAAUUGGUGCUGGUGCGGCUGGUUUAUGCGCAAUCAGACACUUGGCAGCAAAUAUGACCUUUGAAAUAACAGCCUACGAGCAGACAAAUGAAAUAGGAGGUACAUGGGUCUAUAAAGAACAAGUUGGUCUUGAUGAGAAUGGUUUACCAAUUCAUUCUAGCAUGUAUCAGAAUUUGAGAACGAAUUUGCCUGCAAAAAUUAUGAAUUUUCCGGAUUACAUGACAAUGGAAGGACAAGAACGGAGUUGUGUGAAUCACCAAGAAGUUUUAAAAUAUUUAAAAGAUUAUGCUCAGCAUUUUGACAUAUAUCGACAUGUUCAUUUUAAUAUCAAAGUUGAACAUGUUCAAUCUAUAUCAUCUGAUUAUUGCGAUCAAAAUAAAUGGUCUGUGCAAAUAAGAAAAUUAAAAACAAACGAAAUGGAAUUACGUUAUUUUGAUGCAAUUAUGGUUUGUAAUGGACAUUAUUUUGAUCCGUAUGUACCAACUAUAGUUGGUAUCGAAAGUUUUUCAGGUUUAAUACUGCAUAGCCAUUCGUAUAGAAAACCGGAUGAAUUUUCCGGUAAAAAUAUAUUAAUACUGGGUGCAGGUUCAUCCGGUAUCGAUAUAGGAAUCGAUUUGUCUAAUCAAGCGAGUCGCGUGUAUUUAAGUCACAAUCACGAUAAAUUAAUAAGUUCUUUACCAUCGAACAUGAUACAAGUUGCUGGUGUUGAAAGCAUACACGGAACUACAUUUUAUCUUAAAGAUGGCACCAUUAUCGAUACUAUCGACGUUUUCCUUUUUUGUACUGGAUACAAGUACAAUUUUCCUUUUUUAGACAAAAAUUGUGGCAUACAAGUUGAGAGUAAUUACAUAACUCCGCUUUAUAAACAUCUCAUAAAUAUCGAGCAUCCUUCAAUGUGUAUCAUUGGUAUACCUUCCAAUGUUGUACCGUUUCCUAUGUUUCAUAUGCAGGUGCAAUUUUUUUGACUCUACUUCAAGGCCAAAUAACUUUACCAACAAAACAUGUGAUGCUAGAAAACUCGAUGCUAAAAACUUCAAAAAAGAAACAUGCACAUAAACUAAUGGAUCAACAAUGGGAUUACAAUAAUUCAUUGGCAAUAGCUGGUAGAUUCGAUCAGUUACCAUUAUUCUAUAAACUUGGUUACAAAGCAUGGUCAAUUCAAAAAUCUGUGAAUCUUUUAUAUUACAAAG